Messenger RNA from Dibothriocephalus latus, 606 nucleotides. Lineage: Eukaryota; Metazoa; Platyhelminthes; Cestoda; Diphyllobothriidea; Diphyllobothriidae. The record is from the annotation of a GenBank genome assembly.
AUGAAAGGGAAAGCUCAAAAUAAUAUAAUUGUCGUCCCAGUGAUAACGUCUUUUUCUUAUGUACAACAAGAACCUGGGGCACACCUGAAGGGAUUGGAGACCGCCAUGGACUACAUAAACGGUGGCAUUUCGGCAUACUUUGAUGAAGAUUUGAAAUCACUGCUUCAGACGCAGAUGAAUCAGUUUCUGGACGAACUCAAUCAAACUGCAGUUUCAGAGCUCUAUCAGGGACUUAAUCCGAAGACUUACCGACAACUGGCACCGCAAAUUAUUGAUCAACUAGGAAGGCCGAUGGAUGGUUGGAUGGCCUGGACCACUGAGAUCAGCCGCAGCGGACAACAGCUUCUAGGUGCACUCUACGGAGAAUGGCAGAGGCUUGGAAAGGCUACUACAGGAUUCGUGUCUUUUUCGGCAGAUAUCAUCCGUAAUGACCUAGAACGAAUUUCUAAAGAAAUGCGAGAUGGUCGUUUACUUACCUGUUGCCUUAUUGUUACGCCUACGGCUGUUAACAUUAACGAGUGUUUCAGCGAAAUAGAGGCCUCCUGUCUUGGUCUGCAGUGGAAAAAAGUUCUUAAAGAAGAGGACAGUAGGUCUUUCGGAGUCUAA